CAGGGAGCUGAGCCGGAGCCAGCUGGAAGACAUGAAGAGCCUCUUGCUGCUGACCACACUCCUGGUACCUGUGCACCUGGCUAUGGCCUGGAGCGCCAAGUAUGCGGUGGAUUGCCCGGAACAGUGCGACAAUAGUGAGUGCAGAAGCAGCCUGCGUUGCAAGAGGACAGUGCUGGAUGACUGUGGCUGCUGUCAGGUGUGCGCUGCGGGGCCCGGAGAAACCUGCUACCGUACAGUCUCAGGCAUGGAUGGCGUCAAGUGCGGUCCGGGGCUGAAGUGUCACUUUUACAGUGAAGAGGACGAUUUUGGUGACGAGUUUGGUAUCUGCAAAGACUGUCCCUAUGGCACUUUUGGGAUGGAAUGCAAAGAGAUUUGCAAUUGCCAGUCGGGCAUCUGUGACAGGGUGACCGGGAGGUGUCUGGAAUUUCCCUUCUUCCAGUAUGCAGCAGCCAAGUCACCCAGCAGGACUGCUUCCUCUCACACAGAUCGUGAAGCAGCAUCUGGGGACGGCAAUGCUGGGAGGGAAGAGCUCGUUGAAGGGAAUGCUGCUCGGCCCUCUGUAAUGAAAUGGUUAAAUCCACGCUGAUCCUGGCUGGGGUGUGCCAAGAGAUGGCUCCACUUUAAUGACCAACGUUCAGCCAACAUUUUAAGAACUGUCUAGAGCAUAGACUAUGAACAUGUAAUUUAUGGAGAUCAAGUGUGAUUCAGAGUGGAUCCAGAAAAAAAAUGUAGGCUAUAUACAACCCAUAAAACACAUAUGACUGAACACUUUUUGUUAAAUAUUUAAAUGCAUAUAGAUCUGGUGUGUGUGUGUGUGUGUGUGUGUGUG
Peromyscus californicus insignis is the source of this 829-nucleotide messenger RNA. RefSeq names its product endothelial cell specific molecule 1 (gene Esm1). NCBI's taxonomy places the organism in Eukaryota, Metazoa, Chordata, Mammalia, Rodentia, Cricetidae. Bases 32 to 586 code for a protein of 184 amino acids. The transcript is spliced from 3 exons. The record is from RefSeq and is a predicted model, not a curated record. Gene Ontology annotation, cellular component: extracellular region.